Molecule: messenger RNA, 1878 nt
Organism: Tetranychus urticae (two-spotted spider mite)
Lineage: Eukaryota; Metazoa; Arthropoda; Arachnida; Trombidiformes; Tetranychidae
Molecular function (GO): protein binding
Source: RefSeq, a predicted model, not a curated record
GUAGAAAGUAGGAGUGAGUUAGGUAGAUUAUCAUAACGUUUGCUAAAACAUGAAUAAACAAACAAUGUUACCAUAAAUGAUGUUUGUGUUAACACAUUGAUUACAUAUCAAUAGAUGUCUCUCUAAUGUACAGAAAAACAAUUUUGUUCUUAUAGCAAUGAAUUUUAAUUGUCUUGUAUCUUUUAAGCCGGUCGAUUUUUAAUUAUGAAUAGACGACAAUUAAUUCUGUGGAUUAAUUAACAAAUCAACAUUGUUAAGAUGCAGUUAGAUGACCUUCCACCUGAAUGUUUACUAGCCAUUUUAGAAAGGAUUACAACGUUGGAUGAAUUGAUCAGUUUAACUAAAGUUUGUCGCAAAUGGGAAGAAUUGAUCAUUCACAGACUUAGCAAAGUCAAGUAUAUUUUUGGCAAUGAAAAUGGCCAUUCUUCACCAGCUACUGUUUACAUUGGUGAAGGCAAGUUUUUAGAGAGUCCAAAUUUCUUACAAUUUAUUCCUAAUCUUAGGGUGCUUGAUUUGUUGUUCCAAAAAGGAUUCACUUUGAAAACGUACCAUCAAGCGUAUGAAAUUAUUGGUAGAGCUAAGAAACUGAAAGGCCUAAUUUUUUAUUCACUAGCGAUAGUGCCUAGUUUGGCCAGUUAUUGUGAGACUCCUGAAAUGGUUGCAAUAAUUCAUCCGGGUGUAACUUGGUAUCAAAGUUUUGCUCGUUUUAGUUCCAAAGUGAAACAAUUGUUCGUUGAAAGUGCCCAAAUUAAUGAUUUAGCAUACAUGAAUCUAGAUAAUCUAGUGAGGUUACAUUUUUCCAAUAUUGGAGAUGAUCUACAUUUCUAUGAAGGUCCGAUUUUAAAAAAUCUUGAGAUACUGGAAUUUAAAUCGUUCUUGUGGGCUCCGCACUGUCGUAGUCUAGAUGUUUUUGCUGGUUAUCGAUUACUCGACUUUUGCCCUUCAUUGAAAUCAGUCCACCUUUACGAUAUAUCUAAAAAUCAAACACCUAAUACAAAUAAAAUAAAUCAUUCACUGAGAGAUUUGGUCAUUGAAUACUCCGGUGAAAGCUCUAUGAGUUUUGAAUCUUUAAGAAAUUUUCUUUCAAAGUACCCAAAGCUGAAACAUCUUGCAAUCCGGAAUUACUCAAACAUUGGAGACGCCAAUUUAGUCGAUUUGAUGAGAUUGCUGCCACAUUUGGUAAUUCUUGAUUUACGUCGAUCGCCUGGUAUAACUGAAAGCUCAGAAAAGAUUGUUCAAUCUUAUUGUAAACGUCAUGGCAGAACAAUCGAGUUUCACUUUUCUUGCGGAGAAACAGCUGAUGUACCAGAGAUCCCACCAGCGCAACGCACUAAUCGAUUGGUUGAAGGUUUUGAUUUCAUGAAAUAUUGUUUCUUUAAACAUUUCAAUGAGCUUCCAAUGUUAAUGGACACAAUCAACCUUGAAUGAAUACUGGUUUAUAUUACGUUGAAAUCAUAUUUACGCUGCUAUGUACACAAAUAAGUUACUCGGUUCCAGUAAUCAUUUCAUUUCACAUCAUUUCACAUCGUUUCACCUUCAAUAAGAUAAUCAAGUUUACAAGAAAUUUUUUACUUUGGUUAACAAUGAUAAUCAACUGGAUUGAACAUCGUUUUUUUAAAUCAUUUUUUCCGAUAUCUCUUAAUACAUUUGUAUUAACAGUAAUCCUAUCGCUACCUUAAUCUGAUUACCCCCUAAAUAAUUCUCGAUUCCCUUCGAGACAAAAACAUUGAUGAUAAAACAUCAGUUGAUCUUUUUUCUGAGUCCACUUUCUUUGUACCUGUAUAUUGUGUUCAUUUAUAUAUAUUUACAUGAAGACAUAACGUCUGAAAUCUUCAUAAUUAAUAAUCAAUCGAAAGUAAACAAUUCAAAAUGAGUGAA